Molecule: messenger RNA, 1637 nt
Organism: Marmota flaviventris (yellow-bellied marmot)
Lineage: Eukaryota; Metazoa; Chordata; Mammalia; Rodentia; Sciuridae
Gene: Rab43
Product: RAB43, member RAS oncogene family
Molecular function (GO): GTPase activity; GTP binding
Source: RefSeq, a predicted model, not a curated record
GGGGCGGCACCGAAGCCGCGGGUCUUCGGGGCGGGGCCGAGGCCGCCGGUUCAGGUGUCGCGGCGGCUCCACGUCGCCCUAGCGGCCCGCGGGGCUGGAGCGCGCGGAGCCCGGGGCGCGCCUGGCGUGAGAGCCCGGACGGGCCGCAGCGUCCGAGCGCCGGCCCUUGGGGCUGGGCGGCCAUGGCGGGCCCGGGCCCCGGGGACCCCGACGAGCAGUACGACUUCCUGUUCAAGCUGGUCCUGGUGGGCGACGCGAGCGUGGGCAAGACGUGCGUGGUGCAGCGCUUCAAGACGGGCGCCUUCGCCGAGCGCCAGGGCAGCACCAUCGGCGUGGACUUCACCAUGAAGACGCUGGAGAUCCAGGGCAAGAGGGUCAAGCUGCAGAUCUGGGACACGGCCGGCCAGGAGCGCUUCCGCACCAUCACCCAGAGCUACUACCGCAGCGCCAACGGCGCCAUCCUGGCCUACGACAUCACCAAGCGGAGCUCCUUCCUGUCGGUCCCGCACUGGAUCGAGGACGUGCGGAAGUACGCAGGCGCCAACAUCGUGCAGCUGCUGAUCGGGAACAAGGCGGACCUGGCUGAGCUCCGGGAGGUGCCGCUGGCCGAGGCCCAGAGCCUGGCCCGGCACUACGACAUCCUGUGCGCCAUCGAGACCUCGGCCAAGGACUCGCGCAACGUGGAGGAGGCCUUCCUCAGGGUGGCCACGGAGCUCAUCAUGCGGCACGGCGGCCCCUUGUUCAGCGAGAAGAGCAGCGACCACAUCCAACUGGACAGCAAGGACGUGGCCGAGGGCUGGGGCUGUGGCUGCUGACCGGCCUCUGUCCCCCUCCGCCCCCCUGGCACCUUCCAGAGCUGGGGGAACCGCGGGGGCCACCCUGUGACCCGCCACCCUGUGAUCCAGCAGGAGCAGGAGCCCAGGGCAGGUGGGAGCCCGUCCUUCACAUGCCAAGACUGGCCUGAGCCCCGCAGGGCCACCACAGUGGGAAAGGGGCCGAGGUCCAACCUGUGACCACCUUCUGCCCAGCAGAUGGCUGCCCCCCUAGCUUCUUCUAGAUCAUUCCAGAACCUUCCAGAUCAUUCUGGAACCUUCCAGAUCAUUCUGGAAAUUUCUAGAUCAUUCCGGAACCUUCCAAAUCCCUCUGGAGCCUCUGUCUGGAGCCCAGAGAGCAAGAUGACCUGGGCAGCCAACUGGACUCAUCCCUCGGGCUGCCCUUCCUCCUGCACUGCCAGCCCCAGGCCCCGCACCCCGGGCCUGGCUCCUGCCUUAUCAGGACCUCGGGUUUUUCUGGUUUUCCAUGGAGCUUGUCAGGUGGCCCAAGAGUGGGGUCGUGGCCCGUGGCCAGCUGGGCACUGUGCGUUGGCUUGGGGCCCAGGGACUGGCCACUCAGGUCGCACCGUAGCUGAUCCCUGAGUGCUGGCUCAGAAGUCUGGCCAGUAGGAGACGAGGCAGGGACAGGCCUCAGAGGCCAGGGCAGCUCGGGAGGCCCUGGGUCCCUCCUCAGUGCCAGGACAGACGGAGGACUCCUCAAGACGGUCGGGGGGACCUGGAGGCCCGAGCCUGUCAUCCCAGCAGCUUGGGAGGCUGAGGCAGGAGGAUCACAAGUUGGAGGCCAGCCUCAGCCACUCAGGAAGA